AUGGCAAUAAGAAGCACUUGGAGUCUUCAUAGGGAUAUUGGCUUAGUGCUCACUUGUGUUGAAUCGGAAUCCUACAUGCAUGGCCUGAAGUUCAUAGCGCUGCGUCUUUGUCCAUUCGUAACCGAAUUGAUGCUCUGGUGCCGAUUUUUGACUCUGAUCAUGUGCUCCGCUAUAAUAAAUCUUUCGGAACGAGGACUUGCGACACUGGAUUAUUCAUACGAAACUGCUACUGCAAUAAUCCUGGAUAAAAAUGACAUUCGUGACAUAAAUACGAUUUCCUUCAUGACAAACGUUCAGCAGCUUUCAAUUGCAAAUAAUUUGUUAAAAGACAUGUAUGGGUUGGAAAAUUUUACUCAUAUAACAAUUCUUAAUCUCGCAUACAAUGAAAUAUCAAGAAUAGAGCACCUGGGUUCACUUACUCAUCUCACGUGGUUGAAUUUAUGUGGAAAUCGUAUCAAAAAAAUUGCGAAACUUUCCCACAAUCUUGCUUUGAAACAUCUGGAUUUAUCAGAGAAUGAGAUUGAACGGCUAGGUGAUUUGUCGAAUUUAUUGAAACUGAAGACGCUACUUCUUCAUUGCAAUCGCAUCGCAAGCUUGAAAAGGGCUGAGAAAUUUCUCCCGCACUCGUUGUGUAUACUGUCACUAGCUGAGAAUGAUAUCCCCACUUUAACGGAGUUUAAGUCUCUCGUUCACUGCGGUUCGCUUCUCCAGCUAUCAAUACAGGGCAACUUGUGUGCAUUUAAUCAGUAUCCUUUUGUGUGGUCAUUUCUGGUUAUAAUUAACCUCGUUGGUUUCAAUUACCACAUCAAGCAGAGCCACGAUUCUGCAGACAGAGCGACGCCACGCGACGUGUCGGCUGUUCCCGAGGAGCUGUGUUCAAACGCAGCUCCACUGCAACAAAUGGCACCACUCUGCCUACUCCUCGUAGCAGCACGCCUCCAAGAUGGCUGCAACGGGCUCGCAGUGCUCAGAACAUUACGUCGACUGCCGCUGUCGCCGCCUCUACGUGCUUGGCUGACUCGAUCCACAGUUCUAGGCGCCCCACACAUCCUUCGCUCCGACUCAAUUUUUGUCCCAAUCGAUAGCGAUGUAGAAUUAGAGGAGGCGGAGGCAGAAGUGACGGUGCAGUCGCCGAAAAACGUCGCACGAAUAGUUUCUGUUGACCUGCCUGUGGACUGUCACUUGCACAGCGAAUCUGGACCGACACGGAAACCUUCUUCGGUAUCUGACGUAGAAAUGAAGGGGAGUAGUAGCAUGCUUCCUAAUCAUCGUCUGCGGUUUUCGCGCGGCGCCCUCGCCUCCCUUCUUCACCACCGACCUUGUAUCACCGAGGGACCUGCUAUCAAUAUGAUGUCAGAAAAGGCUGAUCAUCGAUCCAACGAGGGGGCUUCAGAGACCUGUAGUCCUCUAUCCGAGCACACUUUUGUCGUUGAUCCACCGUUUGAGUCAACUAGAUCGCCUGAAGGUCUAGAAGCAAAGAUCCUGGCGUUACGCCGUCAGUUGGAGGAGCUUCGGGUGUUAUCAGCCAAUCAGGAGCGUGAACGACUUCGACAGGCUGGUGCUAUUCGUCGUCUUGCUGAGGAAGUGCGUAGCUUGAAGGCGUGGAAGGCCUCCGUCCUGCAGCGUCAAGAAGCCUACCAUCCCGCCGCUGGUGACAGCAUACAUCAUAAAUUUCAAUCAGUGGCGGAUCCCGAUUCGGCACCUCAGAGGGUCUGGAGUGUGCACACAUCUUCUGCCUCACCUUCGCUCUCCACUUUAGUGGCCAUCAACACCUCCUCCACCACCAAUGCCACUGCGAAUGUCAGUGCAUUAACAGUGUGUGAUGUGGAGGGACAGGAAAGCGAAGAAGACGAGGAGGAAGAGGAGAGUCCUACCGACGACUCAGAUGAUGGCGGUGAUGAGGUUGAAGAUUUUCCAGAGCCGAGGGCCUCAUCUUCGGACAUGAACGGCACUCUCUUAACAGCCAACAUCUCCACUGACAGUCUUGACACGCGUCGCUCGCGCACCUCCACCCCAAUGGGUUUUGGCACCUUGUCUACAUACCUGGGAAAUAACUGUCAACUGGCCUCUGAGUCUAUCCUUCUUCCAACCGAUGCCAAUUCAUCCACUUAA
Molecule: messenger RNA, 2112 nt
Organism: Echinococcus granulosus
Lineage: Eukaryota; Metazoa; Platyhelminthes; Cestoda; Cyclophyllidea; Taeniidae
Product: Centrosomal protein
Exons: 16
Coding region: 1-2112 (703 amino acids)
Molecular function (GO): protein binding
Source: RefSeq, a predicted model, not a curated record